AUGAUAACACAUGGUGCUGUGCAGAGAAUUUCCCCUUUAUUCAGUUUAAAAUCCAAAAGUGGACAAAUUCCACUUUUACGUUCACGAUGUAACGAUAUAAAACCUUUUGUGUAUCAAUCAACUCAGUCUACAUCUUCAGAUGACAAAAUAUUCAUUCCUGGUCCUGAUAAAUCUAGUACAUGGUGGCCUCAUCAACCAAUAAAUCGUGAAAGUCGUGUUGUAAAACUCUAUCCCGUACGUUUUCGUCAUAAAACUCGUAUUUCACUUGUCAGAGAAGGAUGCGCUAACAGACCUUUCUAUACUAUACAGGUUAAAUCUAAUCUUGCUGAACCAAAAAGACCUGGCAUUGAACAAGUUGGUUCAUGGGAUCCAUUACCUAAUAUCCAUGGAGAACAAUUGAUUGCAUUAAAUUUUGAACGUAUCUCUUAUUGGUUAGGUAUGGGAGCUGAACCAACUACACGUGUUGCUGAAUUAUUAGGUUUAUGCGGAUUUCUACCAAUUCAUCCAAGAUCCUAUCUAAUGGCGUAUAGAUCUCGUAUUGAAAUGAUAAAAUAUUUAGAAAAACAAAAACAAGCUGAAAAACACGAAGAAGAGACUACUAGUGAAACAGAAUUAAAUAGUACUAAAGAGACUGAAGAAAGUGAAACGAAAGAACCAGAUAUUCACUCACGUGUUGAUUCAAUUUGGUGUAAACGGGAUAAACCAUCAUCAUGGUGGUUUUAUGGCUUACCCUAA
Messenger RNA from Heterobilharzia americana, 735 nucleotides. The record is from the annotation of a GenBank genome assembly. NCBI's taxonomy places the organism in Eukaryota, Metazoa, Platyhelminthes, Trematoda, Strigeidida, Schistosomatidae.